GUGCUGCCGUAUUUCAAGAAAGCAGAAAAUAACCAAGAUAUUGAAGCUAAUAAUAUUUUUUAUCACUCUAUCAGUGGACCAUUGAACGUUGAGAGAUUUCCUUAUACUGAUAUUAAUACACUUAUGUUAGUGCAAGCUUUCAAAGAAAAAGGUUUACCCGUAACCGAUUUCAAUGGAGAAAAUCAAGUUGGUACGGAUAUAGGGCAGUCGACAUCUAAAGAUGGGCGUAGAAUGUCUACAAAUGUUGCUUACAUAAAACCAAUUAGAGAAAAACGACCAAAUUUAAUAAUAAUUAAUGAAGCUUUUGUUACAAAAAUAGCAAUCGAUCACACAACAAAAUCCGCUAUCGGUGUUCACUAUAUUAAAAAUGGGAUAACUUAUUCUGCAUUUUGUAAAAAAGAAGUAAUACUAAGCUCGGGAUCGAUAAACUCUCCGAAAAUUUUGAUGUUAUCUGGAAUAGGUCCAAGAUAUCAUUUGGAAAAUCUUAAUAUACCUGUUAUUGCCGAUCUCAAAGUGGGUCUAAACCUUCAAGAUCACGUUACGACGAGCGCGUUGGUAUUACAACUUUCCAAUAAAACAUCUACUUUAGUAAGCGGUGAACAGUUGUUGGACGAAGUAUACAAAUAUCAUCAACAAUAUCCAACAAAAUCAGGCCCUCUAUCUGCUACAGGAACUUUAAGCGCCAUAGCUUUUAUAAAAACAGAAUACGCCGCUGAAGAUGCUCCUGAUAUACAAUAUCAUUUUGAUGCACUAAACGUGAAGGAAUUAUAUUCCGAUCCAACAAAUUACUUAUCUGCUAAUAUUUUUCCAUUACCAUUUUACGAUGGACUAGCAGCCCGGCCUUUAUUACUUACUCCUAAAAGUAGAGGCUUUAUAUUACUUAAUCAAACAGACCCAGUAUUUGGUCAACCGCUAAUAUAUCCUAGAUUUUUUACAGUUAAAGAAGACAUGGAUAUGCUAUUAGCCGGAAUGCACUAUGUAGUAAGCUUAGAAAAUACCAAAGCAUUUAAACAAAGUGGUGCAAGCUUUGUGAAAGAUCCAAUUAGAGGAUGUGAAAGUUAUCAAUGGGGUUCAGAUGAAUAUUUUAUUUGCCUUCUAAUGCAAUACACGUCUACUAUAUAUCAUCCCGUAGGCACGUGUAAAAUGGGGCCUGUUUGGGAUAGGGGGAGCGGUAGUGAAUCCGAGAUUAAAAGUUUACGGUGUAGAUAA
Parnassius apollo (apollo) is the source of this 1209-nucleotide messenger RNA. The record is from the annotation of a GenBank genome assembly. Lineage: Eukaryota; Metazoa; Arthropoda; Insecta; Lepidoptera; Papilionidae.